UUGUGUGAAGUCAUCAGUGGUCUUUCUAAUGUCCCUCUAUCUCAAGUUCUGUAAAAGUGACAACCAAAAAGCUCUAGAUCUUCUGCUAUCACAUGAUGUGUCUAGCUUUUACGGACAUUAUCUACAGGGUUGGUUAUUUUAUGAAAACAUGAAGUUAGACGAAUCGAUGAACAGCCUUAAUCUGUGCAUAAACAUGAUGGACGUUACAGACUGCUCCAAAGCUGCUGCAUUGUGUAUGGCUGGCUGUUGUUUAGCCAAAAAGGACAAGCCUAAUAUGGCGAUUGCUAAGCUUAAAGAGGCCUUGUCAUUUGACUUUGAUCAUCUUGAUGCUUUGUUUCACAUUGCUCAACAACAACAAAAACUCGAGGAAUAUGAUGGCGAGAUGAAAAGCUUGCACUAUCUCUGUGAGGCUUUAGAAACACAAAAUAAAAGCAAYAGUAUUCCCAUAUGCGCAACUUCAUUGCUUCAAGGGCCGUUUAUCCCUUUUGUGAAAAGUUUAUAUGGAAAAACGAUUUCGCUUGAAUACGCACGUUACUGGCUUGGAAAACGUUGUCUACAAUUACACAGGUUUUCUGAAGCCUCUGAUGCCCUUAUUGACGUCGUUGCAGCGGUGACAUCAGACAAGUUUCAGGCAUCAGUUUCUGAUAACACGCUACCAUCUUCCGUAUAUCUUUACCGUGACUGUGCAUUCGCGAUGCUCAAAGCCAAUAAGACUAAAGAAUGUGUUACGCUUUGUGAUCAUGGGAUCAAAGUUCUAGAGGAUGUAGAUUGCGUAACGGCGACAAAAGAUAGAGUUGGAAAGCGACAAAGACAAGCUAUGGAAUACACAGCAAACGCCAUACUGGAGUUGAUGUUGUGCAAGGCUUUCGCGAUGUUGAGUCUUGGCCAACCGUUAAUCUCUCUACAAAUUCUACAAAG
Exaiptasia diaphana is the source of this 918-nucleotide messenger RNA. RefSeq lists its product as uncharacterized. The record is from RefSeq and is a predicted model, not a curated record. Gene Ontology annotation, biological process: interstrand cross-link repair. Gene Ontology annotation, cellular component: Fanconi anaemia nuclear complex. Gene Ontology annotation, molecular function: protein binding. Lineage: Eukaryota; Metazoa; Cnidaria; Anthozoa; Actiniaria; Aiptasiidae. The annotation marks the transcript as partial. The transcript has 7 exons.